Messenger RNA from Phymastichus coffea, 10281 nucleotides. RefSeq lists its product as uncharacterized. Gene Ontology annotation, biological process: regulation of protein localization. Gene Ontology annotation, molecular function: cell adhesion molecule binding. Lineage: Eukaryota; Metazoa; Arthropoda; Insecta; Hymenoptera; Eulophidae. Gene Ontology annotation, cellular component: adherens junction. The record is from RefSeq and is a predicted model, not a curated record. The transcript is spliced from 16 exons. The coding region runs from base 1 to 6834 and encodes 2277 amino acids.
AUGCGCACGCCGAAAAACAAAGUAGCGCGCUCCGGCAAAGUUAUCGGGCGGGUUGUGCUCGCGCAGCGUAAUGAGGGGAGGCUGCGAGCAGAUCGAGAGCGGGCUAACCGAUCGGGUUGGUUGGGCAGGUUGUCGCAGUACGAGCGGCAGCAGCCGCAGCCCCGCGGCAACGACCCUAUUCUGCCCGCGGUGCUGGAAUUCCUGGAGGAGACGGAGGAGGCCUUCUUCCACGCGGUCAUCACGGACGUCGAACCGUCGGCGCCGCAGUUCAAGCUGGCACCGACCUACACCCUCUACCUCGCCGCCAGAUAUCGCGCCAGCACCCACUACCGCUCCGAGCUGCAGCCGACCGAGCGGGCCGAAAGAUUGACCGUCAUGCUCGCCAAAGUCGCCAGCAUGAUCAAUAGGGUGAUCAAGGAGCGCUACAUGGACGCCUCGUCGCUGGCGCUGUGGCUGGCCAACGGCUCGGAGCUGCUGCACAUGUUGAAGAACGACCGUCACGUGGGCGCGUUCUCAACGGCGGCGCAGGAGAUCCUGGCCGAGUCGGUGCACGCGGCUUUCAACUCGCUGGUGCGCUGCAUCUCGCUGGAGCUGGCGCCGGCGAUGUCGCAGUUCAUGGCCGACGCGGACGAGCCGGCCAAGGAGGCCGGCGUGCUGCAGAUCUUCAGCAACAGCAUGGCGCUGCUGCGGCGCUGCCGCGUCAACGCCGCGCUAACGAUCCAGCUGUUCAGCCACCUGUUCCACGCCAUCAACGCCACGGCCUUCAACGCGCUCGUGAGCAACGGCAGUCUGUGCGUGCGCUGGUUCGGGCGGCGACUGAAGACGCGCCUCAGCGCCCUGGAGACCUGGGCCGAGCGCCAGGGUCUGGAGCUGGCCAGCCAGUGCCACCUGGCCACCAUCAUGCAGGCCACGCACCUGCUGCAGUCGCCCAAAUACAACCCCGAGGAGUUGGCCGCGCUCAGCUCCAGCUGCUUCAAGCUCAACUCGCUGCAGGUGCGCGCGCUGCUGCAGAAGUACCAGCCGGCCGCGGACGAGCCGCGCCUGCCGCCCGAGCUCAUCGAGAACGUGGUCAGGGUGGCCGAGAGCGUGGCCGACACGCUGGCGCAGGCCGACGGCCGCAAGAUCCGCCUCGAGGAGGAGCCCGCGCUCAACCUGGCGCUGCUGCUGCCCGAGGACGGCUACAGCUGCGAGGUGAUACGCGGCGUGCCGCCGGGUCUAGCCGAGUUCCUGGCGCCGCUGCAGCGCGACGGCCUCUGUCGUAUGGCCCCGCAGCCCACUAGCAGCGGCUUUUGGACCAUCUACAUGAUCGAUCACGGCGCUUUGAUGCGCAGCGCCAGCGCCAUGAGCAACAGGUCCGCCGGAUAUCCCGCGCACGCGGCGCCCGCCCAGACUCAGCCCGAGAUCCAGAUCAUCAAGCUGCACAAGUCCACCAACGGAAUGGGCAUCAGCAUAGUUGCCGCCAAGGGAGCAGGCCAGGACAAGCUCGGCAUUUACAUCAAAAGCGUGGUGGCCGGAGGAGCGGCCGACGCCGACGGUCGAUUAGCAGCGGGCGAUCAACUUCUCAAAGUCGACGGCCAGAGCUUAGUCGGUAUAACUCAGGAAAAAGCUGCCGAGUACUUGGUUCGCACAGGACCUGUGGCUACGCUGGAGGUAGCGAAACAAGGUGCCAUCUAUCACGGUCUGGCGACGCUGCUCUCGCAGCCUUCUCCUAUAAUGGCCAGAGCCUCUAAAACACGACCCAAGUCGGAACACUUUGACCCACCGAGAAUGACAGAGGUGGCUUCGGGCCAUCAGGCUAGCACCUCGGCAUCGCACUCGAUGGGCAAUCUGUUGACGGUGCCGCACCACGGCGGCGCACAAGUCUACCAAGAGCAAUACGUCGACAGUUGGGAUCCACAGCCAGGUGCGAGUAUGAGCCGCGUCGGUAACUGCGUGCCCCACCAUCGCGCGAACACGAGUAUGCCCUACCGGAAUUACGUGUCCGCGAGCGCAAACAGCCCCUACCAGCUCUACCCGCAGCAGCACCGACUCGGCAACCAUGCGCUCGUGAGGGCCGGCGCUCGCGGCGGCUGCACCGAGCUGGCCGAAGUCUACGUCGACCCCGAGGCGCUGCACUACGAGACCUCGCCGGCGCACGCGCUGGGCUACUGGGCGCCGACCGCCCAACACCGAGCCCCCGUCAUUCCGGUCGUUCACGAGGCCGGCAAUCACGCGUUCCUAACCAUUCCGAGCCAGUACACCGAGCGCUACCCCACGGGCUACGCAUCCGCCCAGAUCCACUGCAGUGCCGCGCAGCAGCAAGAAGCCCACCCGCCUCCGCCACCGCAGUACCGAGAACCCGGGCACUACGGCUACUAUAGCCAUGACAAGACUGAGCUGGUUUUCCCGGCGGUGAGAAGUCGCGACGAGGAUUACAUCCAAGUCGUCGACGAUCGAGCCGAGCUCUGCUGGAGCUCGACCUCUUGCCACGUACAGCCUCGGUACGGUUGUCGAGCCGCCGGCACCAGCCAGCAGCAGCAGUUGACCGAGCACGCGAACGAACUGGAAGAGGAUCAGGAGGAGGACGACGAGCGGUCCGCGGACAAAGCCACCUCCACCGAGGAGAACACGCAGUCGGCGGGCACCCGCGAGAAUUCUGAUAGUCCGUCGCUGGAGACCGAGGCCACGGUGAUCGCCACGCCCAAGCUUCACGCGGCCAUGCCCGAGCUGAACCUCGACCUGAGCGGACUGAACAGCAGCGACAUGUCGAGCGACGAAUCGAGCGCCGGGGAUAAGUAUCGGAAGUCGCCAGAGGCGGUUCGUCUCGGCUGCGGUAGAGUAGCUGCUCUGGCCAAGCACUUCUCACAACUUGGCGAGGCGGGACUGAUCAAGUUCAAGUCGCGGAAGCUCGCCGGCUCCCGGCAGUUUUUGUCCGAGCCCGACAUCGCCUCGCCUUCCAGCUCCGAGACCAAGAAACGCGCGCGAGCCUGCAUAGACAAGUUCAAGUCUGAGAGCGACUUGUUUCAAUCGGACAAGAGCGUGUCCACUGGUCCGGAAAAGGAGUGGAGUAUGAUUUUGCUGGAUAUCCAGGCCAAGAGUUUAAUACAGUGCGAGGAGGGAGCCGAGGCGAGACUAGCGACGGGAAGUCGCAGCGAAGACUGUCGCCGCGAGAACAAAGGCUACGACCACGCGAGCAGUUCGAAGCUGAGCCUCGCCGAGCAAGAGCAGAUAAUCGAGCAGCUGAAGGAGUUCGCGAACCUCGACAACGUCGACGCGCCGCUCUUCGUCCCCGGUAAGGAGGCGAGCCGGCUACGAGACAGCGAGACGAUGACGGACUCGCCGCGCGACGAGCCCGCCAUGGAGCAACGAUCGAAGCAGUCGCGAGCACUGAUCUCGGGUAGCGUACGCCUCGAGCACUUUCGCAACCACUCGCUGCCCACGAUUCUCAGCACACUCAAUGUUUAUCCGGGGCGCAAGUGCAACGGCUCGGCGGCCACGAUUGCCAGCGGCGGCGGUAACGGCAGCGCUGCGCUCACUGCCAAAGGUACCAAAGUCAACAGCCUGUCCAAGUAUUGGUCGCUCAAGGAUCUGGCUUCGAACGAGGAGCUCGACUCGAAUAACACCAGCACUAACGACAUCUUCAACGACCGCGCCGACAGUCCCGGCCUCAAGUACGCCCCGGUCUUCCCGAGCUGCUCCAGGGUCGUUUCCGCACCAGAGAUAUCCGACGAGCACCUCGGCGGAAUCACCAUCAAGAGCACUACAUGCAUCAAUCGACGAAGAAGUGACGAGAGUGCCUCCUCAUCCGUCAGUUCAUUCCGUUCCACCGUCAGAUUAUCGAAGAGCACCAGUGAUAUAUCCAGGCGUGACGACGAUCAGCAGAUCGACGACGAGGACGAAUACGACAACGAGAACGAGGAAGCGUCUGCGACUCCGGGGCUGAACGACAGCAGCAGAUCGUGGGAGAAACUGGUGCACACGUGCGGCAAGGGGCAGUCGAAGGGCAAUAAACUGGUGGUGCUCGGUAGCGAUAGAUCGACGAGCGAUGUGGACGUGACGGAGAGACAACCGACUCCAAGAUUCGAGCGUGGAAUAGGCGACUGGGUGUUUCGACAGCAUCGGCAUCACCAUCACCAGUGUCCCCGUCGCAUGAGCGAACGUGAUUUGCCGUCGCGCUUGGGACACGAGCCGCCUACUCCGCAGCAAAUACACAGCAGUAAAUCCGUUCCCGCUCUUCACAAUGUAGGAACCGAAGGCAAGCUUCAGCAUGAAGUUUUCAACCCUGGAUACAGCAGAGCCUCCUCCAGUAACAGUGUCACUCCGCCGGUCCAACCUCCACCGAUGCCUGCUAUGAACGGGGCCACUUCUCUGCGCUCCAGAUCCAGUCACAAUUUGCAUGAUCCAAGUAGAGCUGGUGCCUUACCAUCAAGCGGUCUUUCCAAUAGACAACAAUCGUCUCCAAACCUCCCGCACGGCCAAAAUCAUAUGCAAGUUAACGAAGCGGAGAGAUUCUAUCAGAACUUGAGCGUUUACCGAAAUCAAGAGCCCAUGUUAAAGCAGCAGCCGAGUCCUCCUCAAUCAUCUGACGACAGAAGUCCAAUGCAGAUGCAGAAGCCACUAUCGCGAGGCUCUGAGAACGCCUUAAACAGAACUAUACCUGAACAGGGCAAAGACAGGCCAAUGUCCGCCUACAUGAAUCCUAACCAGCAGCAAGGCCACCCCAAUCCAAUGCAACCGCAGCAACAAGGCCCUCCGGUCAGAUCUCAGUCUUCGCGGGAUAUUAUUCGGCAAGAAGCCAAAUUGCAAGAGAUGCAAGAGGAAGUUCGUCGUCGAGAGCUGAGGGGAGGUGCUGGUCCGGCUGGAGUUCCACCGGGAGCACAAAUGGGAGCUUACCGUAGCAACACCUACAACCCACGAGUUGGUCCAGCUCAGAUUGGCUUCCAGCAAAAUUCGAUUCGUCCAGGUAGGCCUCUUGGCUCGACGCCCAAUCUCGGACCAACAUCACCGAACUACAAUCGGCCGCCUGGUCAGAACAUCGGCUAUCUGCCGGACCAGCAGCAACAGCAUCAGUAUAAUCAAUACGGCCAGUACAACAAACAAAUGCUUCAAAAUCAGUACGGCCCUUCCAUGAUAGCACGGCCCUACGGUCAAAACGGACCACAGUUCUCAAACGGAUCCGAGCAUCCAGACGGCAUGGACAUGAUGAGCGAACAACCGCCUUUGAGACCCUCGCUGCCCAUUGCGAGUGGAAGUCCACCGCCGCCGGUACCCAAUACAAUGACACAUCCUCUCUACAGCAAGCAAAUGGAUCCCUCUUCAAGAUAUACUGCAAGCAUGCAGGAUCCUCCAAGAGGUGGUUACUAUCCUACAACUUCUGGAAGUGCGCAGCAACCGCGUCAGUAUCAGUUCAGUGCCACUAAUCCGUGGCAGCGGGAAGAGAGAGAAAAGGAACAAGCGAGACGCAGAGAAGCCGCGAGACAGUGGCGUGACCAGCAGAUUGCCGAGCUCAGCGCCAUGCCUCGUCGAACUGCUCAACAAGACGAGCAAUUGCGGGCCCUGCAAUUGGAGCGAGACUUUCAGAAGCGCGCUGAGGAGGCGGCCAAUCAGCAGGACGAUGACGAGGAGGGCAACGAUCUCGAAAGUGAGAGUACUUCUCAACGUGUCCAGGAUCUUCUACGCACUACUACUGCUCAGGAUCGGAACAGUCAGCUAAACAGCCAACGAGAUCCAAUCGGCCUCUCGCGAACAAGUACUGUGAAUCAAUCGGGCAGAGGUCCUCCCAUGUCACCGCAGGCAGUCACCAGCCAAAUUCAAAUGACCAAUGUACCGAUCCACACAGUCUCCAGUCAACAGAGCUCCAUGACGAAUAAUUAUCCUGGCCAAAACGACGCACCAAAUAAUAUCGCUGCCGGUUACAUGUCGCAGAAUCCGAAUAUGAAUAACCAGUCGAAUGUUUCCCCGUCUUACGGCUCGUCCAAUCUUAAUCAGUCAAAUGCUAGUCAAAAAGCGAAUAUGGCAGCCGCCGCUCAGAACGAGGAACGAGAAAGAAUACGUAGAUUAGAAGAGUUAAAGAGACAGCAAAACGAAUAUGAUGAGAGUCAGAGAAGGCAGAAACGAGAAGAAGAGGAGGCGGCACGACAGCAACAGUUGCAGCAGCAACUUUAUCAGCAGCAUCAGGCUAAUAUGCGCAAUCAGUCACAGUUGCAUCCUAAUAUGCUCAGAUUGGACAAUCUUGUCAUUGAAGACUCUAGUUCUCCUGCGUCGCCAACUGGUAACGAAGCACCUCCACCACCAGAACGUGGUUCUAGCUACGCGGUAAUGUCACAGCAAAGUGCAUUACGAUCAAAUACCUCGACUACUUCCAACAUUUUACUUGGAUCACAAGCUACGACAAUGACAAAGAGGGUUUCGUUCCAUGACCCUAAUGCCAAUACUGAAUCACCGUCUCGAAAUAAUAGCUCCAAUACAUCGAAUAUAAUCACGUCUUCAUCCAUAACCAUGGACACUAUCAGGGAAGACCCAAACAACUUCAUAAACGAUGCAGAGAUGUUAUUGGCUUCUCCGAAAACACCAGAAGGUCCAGGAAGUAUAUUUCAAGGAGCGACACCUGGCGUGAUCGGCGCUCAGGAAGUUUAUAAGGAUCCCAGGCAGAGGCGCUUGGCUGAAAAACAAAGGCAACAACAAAAUUCACAAAUGGGCGCUGUUCCAGAGAAACUGAGUUUCAAAGAGAAGAUGAAAAUGUUUGCCAUGGAGACAGGAGAAGAUAGUACCCCGAGGGACAAAGUGAAAAUUUCAAGAGCUCAGCGUGAAAUCGAUAAUAUUGGAAAUCCAUUGAGUUCCAACAAUAACAAUUAAUUGUUAUUAUUGAAAUUUAUUAUGUAAAUAUUGAAUACAGUUUAAGCAUGUGCUUGUAGGCACGACAAUCAUGAUAGGAUCAUCAAGCACAUAUGUUACCGUUGUAGUUUCGAGAUUCAGGAUGAAGGCUAUCUUUUUGUUAUUGUUGACGCGAGCAAAAGUAUUGCAGUUUUUGUUUUUUAAUAAGUAUGUACGAUAUAUAAAUAGCGCAAGAAAUAUUGAGCGUUAAUAUUUGAAAUAUUAUGAUAGCUACAAUUGAGGGCACGUUUUAUUGAAUGUUUGCUGUAUUUCAUAUGAAAAACUUUAGUUUAUUUUAAUCUUGUACCUUACUGCAAGUAUUAGUAUCUUAUAAUCACAGUUUUAGUUAUUUAAAAAGUAUUGAUUUAUUUUUUUAAUCAUAAAAAUAUUUUUGUUUUUAAGGACAUUUAAUAAAAAUAAUUUUAUGAAGUUUAAUUUUGUAUUUUUUUUACACGUAAAAGUAGCUUCGUUGAAUGAAACCGUUGAAGAAAUAAAAUAUUUAUAAUGUAUUUAAAAAAAUCAGAUAACAGGGUCGUUUUAUGGUUUAUUUACUCGUAUAAUUCGUAGUACUCAUAUACGUGGAUGGUUUGAAAAAUAUCUCUAAAUAAAAGUUAUAUGACAAAUUCUUUUACUCUAAAUUUUGUAUGCAAAGAGGAUUUCAUAAUUAUUUCAACUGUCAUCGUAAAUUACAUGCAACCUUUUUCGUACGCGAUCCAAAGAGCAUAAUAUAACAAAUUGAUACGAUUUAUAAGCAGUUUUGAUUCGUAUUAUAUGAGUUUUAUUAAAAUCAUCUACGUAUAGUAAUGAUGUAACAUAUCACUCGAUGUAAAUACUCGAAUCAAAAGAGUUGAUGACGCAACGAUCGCGGAAUCUCAAAGAUAAAAAAGUCAUUUGAUACUUAAAUUUACAAGAACAAAAAUAUUAGAUUUGUGACUCAAAUCAGAGCUUGGCACUGAUAACUUGAAACUGCAGAUUAAAAUGGGACCUAAAUAUAAAUUUAAAAAUACCUAUACGUAUAUUCCGUACGCUUAAAGAACAAUUUUCUUAUUUGUAUAAAUGUUACUUAUUUAUACACAUAUUUUAUAACAAGUAUGUCAUUUAUACAUGAUGUUUCGAUCACAAUAAUAGAUCUCUUGUUGCUAUUCUUCCUUGAUAUCGAAUUUUGCAUUACCUAAUACAGUGAUAAACGUUUUGAUAUUUUAAAAAUUUUAAACAGUCAAAUGAUGUCUAAUAUUUUGAUUAAUGUAAAAAGUUGCAUAAGGAACUCCGAAUUUAUCUCAAACAUUAACCUGUGGCAUUAUGCAAAGUUAGUGAAUAAAAAACAGUAUAAAAUUCCUCUGCAAAUGGGAAGAAAAAGGAUAACUGAAAAUCAAAUGAAACGCUGCAAAAUAGUUAUAAUCAGUAGUAAAUCUAUUUAUUAAUCGUAUGUUGAUUCAAAUUCCAAGUAUGUAUUUGCAAAUAUCUAUAUUAUAAAUGUUCGGUAUAUAUAUCAUAAAAUAAAUAGAUUACUUAGGAAUCUGUGCAGUGCCGCUUUCAGCCAAGCAUACAGACUUACAUAGAUCUAAGUAUUACAUUUAUAUUAUUAUAGAACAAAAUAAAAGCAAGUUACUCUACACUGAAUGUUUAAAGUAGAUUCAAGAGAAAAAAACACGAUAAUAUCUGGGCACAACUCCAAAGAGCCUGAAGCCCAAAAACAAAUCAUAGCAAUAUUAGCUUAAAGAUGUUAAUUAUGAAAACAAAUUAUGUACAUGAGAAUAGAAAUUAAGUUGCAGCGAUCAAAUUAACGUUUUAUAUUAUCUCGAAAAGUUUCAGUCUUCUAGACUGCAAACGCAAUAAUCUAACUAGCGUAGAUAUAUGUUUUUAGCGUCUUUUCCAAUAACGCAAUAGCCAUAACAGUUUAUGAAAAAUAUUCCUCGCGAUUCAACGAAAAUAUUCAUAAAGGUGAACAGAAAUAUCGACGAAGAAUUUUAAUAGUAACGUACGUUUUUAGCCUAAAGGAACAUCAUGAGUAAAAGAAGAGAAGAGGCACUAUUAUCGAGUCUUAUUAGGCAAAUCAUUUAUCAUGUUAUUAAACCACUCAAUGGGUUGUCUGUUAAAGUGAAAUCAAUUUCCAACAGAGCGCAAAUCGUAUACAAAAUUAAAUAUAAAAAAGAGCACGUUAUUUGUUGUGUAAUUAACUAGUAUGGUCCCGGUCACUACUUUAAUGGUCUCACACUUCAUAGACCAUUGUAAAUCAUUUUUAUUUUCAUUCUUUUGGGACGAAAUGUAAAGAAUAGUGUUACAGUUUUACCGUAGCAACGUACUAUUUGCAGCGUUAAUGAGUAGCCUAAAUUCGUUGAUUGUAUCGAGAUCAACGGUCGUAUAUCAAAUCGAGUGCGAAUUCAAUAAAAAAGUAAUCUUUUCUUGUUUGGUGGAUACGGGUUUUGAAAAUUGUAGAGCGGAUACGUUCUGAAUAUUGUAUGUGAUAUAUUAUAGGCCUUUCUUUCAGAGUGAAAGAUUAUCUAGUAUGUUUAUUCCGCAAGGGUGUAAAUUGUGAUGGUUUAGAAAAACGUUCAACAAUUGAUUGCAACCGCCUCAGCAUGCACGGGACAUAAAAAUGUUUAUUGCUUGUUUCUUCUUAAUUUAUUACUAAAUGUGUAUAAAGACUUUUUUAAUAUUGUAACAGUUUAUAGAGAUUGAAAAAAAAGAGGUAUGUAUCGAGUAUGUAGCUGUUAUUACGUUUUAGAGAAAGAAGCAUACGAUGAGUCGAUAGAGGGAAAAAUUGAUGAUAUACAAAAUAUAAUGGUUGUUGCUGUGUAAUUGUGAGCCCGUGUAAAGUAAAAGUAAACAAUUAAUGGUCAUUUUUUCAGGUCUUAAGCAGAAGGUAGAUUCAAUUGUGAACCUUAAUAGAACUUAUUUAUCAGUUUCACGUUCUAUGUUUAGAAGCAAUGGAAAGAUAAUCAUUUGUUAUGUUUCGUCAAUCACAGUUAUUCGGGAGAUUGUAUUGCGAGAUUUUAAAAAAGAAAAAAGGUUGUGCAACAAAAAACGAAAGAUCGAAAAGAUAUGUAUAAUAAUUAAAUAUUAGCACGUAUUCACUUGUAAGUAAAAGUUAAGUUUAGACACGCCGAGAGAUAGUGAACUGGAAAGCGAAUGAGAACGGUUUCGUCCCUCUUUGUUGUGUAUAGCAAAUGUAUUUGCACUAUAUUUUUUAAGACUUUUCAAUUGUCACUAGAUGAUUCUAAUGAAAGAGCGACGAGGUAGAUUCCUUUUCGAAACGCGCGUCAAUGGAUUCUUCUAAUUACUAGGUCUUACUAGGUCGUAUCUACAACUAUAAUGUAUAUCAUUGUACUAAUGGUAGAAAACACUAUAUUUUUUAAUGAUUGUUCAUCGUGUCAUUACGCAUUAUUUAAAUAUGAUAUUGAUGAAAAUUUCAAUAAAUAAAUAUCGAAU